CUGAACAGAUAUGUUAGGCUUAGACAAUUGAGAAGGAACGAUUAGCGAAACAGACAAAGUACGAUUUCAACAAUCUAACAAUGAACGAGGAUUCGAAAGAAAGAAAUAUUUCGACCCUUUUGACUGAUGAAAAAGUUUGGUCAUGGAAAAAUACCAAAAUCGAUCUCCAAGCAAUGCACAUGGAUCCCUUAUACAGCAUUUCAUCGACUUCGGGGCUCCAGCUCAGAAAAACGUUCAAUUUCAAUCACGCGAUCGAUUACCUUGCAGCAACAACAAGUUUUGGCGGUGAGACAUUCAUAGCCGUCCAAAGCUUGUCCUCGAAAUCAAUCGUUCACAUCUGGAACACAGUUCAACACAAAAACUGCAAAGUGAAGCUGCAGUACCGAAUAAACAGCUUCAUAAUCGUGAACAGUUUGAUGAUCGGCGUGGCUCUGUGCGGAGAUGGUAAACUCCGAGUUUACACUAGCGUGCCUACUCUUGUAGAGGUGGCCGCAUUUGAACUCGUAAAACCUGCCACAUAUCCAGUUUACAAUCCCUUCAACAAAGACAUCCUCCUGGGCGGCAUCAGCGAGGUCAACGUGUGGUGUUUUAGAGAGGAGCGGAAGGGGGAGAAGAAGAAUCCGCUUUCCGAAGUGAUCAGAAUGAACUUGGAGCGGGGCCAAUCGUUUAACCCGAGUCUAGGUGAUCAGUGGGUGACGUGUAUUACAAUUAACGAGAAGUCCUCUCAGGUUGUUAUAGCAGCGGAGACACUGGUGUCGAUAGUAGACGCAAACACCUACAUAGUUAAGAACCUCAUCAGGACCGACACCUGCUCGACCAUCACCCAGUGCACCCUCUACAAUGCCAUGGACUACACCAUUACCGGUCAUCAAGAUGGUACAGUAAACAUUUGGAGCACAGCAACCCACCAAAAUUUCCACCGACUGAAGGCACAUCAGGCUAAGUUGACAGGGCUGGAGGUUCACACUGGGAUAGGACUGCUGAUUACGAUCAGUCUUGACAAGACCAUUAAAGUUAUCCGACUAAGUUCUAUGGAAGAGGUGUACAACAUCAUGACAGGGGACAGAAUGACAAACCUCCGUGUUUUGGACAGGAACAGCCUGGCUUACUGCACCAAAUACAGCGUCAAAGUUUGGAACCUCUACCAAGUGGACAGUCUCGUUAACAGACUAUUUUCUGAGGUGUACCGUAUGAAGAGAACGGGUGAAGGACAAAUGUUAGUGGAGACGGAAGAUGGAGGGUUGCGUCUACUUAAUGUUAAGGGUGGAGAUAUUGUCACAACUAUAUUCUCUAGUACCAACACGGCUAAUUUCAAUCUGAAGUACUCAGCUUACAGUAGCAGUCGCAACAUGACCUUCAUUUUAGAUCCAGAGGCAGGCCAUGUGGAGGGAUAUAAUUGUGAAACUCAUCCUGCUGAAUUGAAAACGUUGUUCAAAACAGAAGGACAAAAAGUCAACGCAAUAUGCGAGGCAUACCUUGGCAUACCCUACUGGCUGCCCACCGCUAAGCGCUCUAAAACCCGUACGGAGACAAUGUUAAGUCUGGUGCUGGUUGGAACAGCAGAGGGUCAGCUGAUUGUAACGGACGGGCCUGAUUGGUUACAUUUACCACAGCCUGUUAAUAUAGAGCGAGGCAUGGUGAAGGAUAUGGAGGCCUCUAGCGCGGGGGAAGGAAGUAAAAAGUGUACAGUAGCUAUCCUGACUGGAGAUAACCCUAGUUAUAUAUCCGUUUAUAUACUCUCUAUAUCUACAGACAACAAUCUGUCAGUCAACCUGCGGCACGUGUUGACCCUUACAAGCCCCAUCUCCCUGUUCCUCAUUACGGAUGUGUAUCUCAUGAUAUCCUUCAGUAAGCAGGUCUCCCUCGUCAAGUUCCCCAGUAUUUUGGAGAAAGACAGUCUACACAGCACAUUAAUGGAACCCACAACCUCAAUAUGCGAACCUUAUGUUGAGAUUUACAAGCAGUCCCCGUCAGACUCACACACUAAAAGUGUAACAGAUAUGGACGCUUUGUCAACACUGGAGGUAUUUGUCACUGUUGCCGCGGAGGACUACUUCAUGAAACUGUGGGACAACAAGAACGUCCUUCUAAGAGAAAUUCUGUUCAGCACCCCCGUGUACGGCGUAUGUUUUGCCACCGACUUCGGAGCCAUCUUCUGUUCCAACAACACAAACCUCACUGUGAUCCCCGUAUCAAAAUACCUUCCUCCGCAGUACAUCCAGCGACUCCUGAACCUUGAAGGGGAGUUUGACGGAACCGUGGAGAGCCUGAAAGCAGUUCCGUCAUCCUGCACGUGCGACGAGCCGGAGGAGGUUCCAGUGUCUCUAAACACUAGACGUAAGAGAAGAUGAGCCGGUUGGAGAGAGGAGAUGGGAGAUAUUCUAGGAGAAAGAGGGAUCCUCCAAGGGAUGAUGAUAGUUCUAGGGGAGGGAGGAGGAGAGGAGAGGACGGGAGGCGUGGUGCUGGAGGAGGUGGAGGAGGUGGUGCCAGCAGUGGUGGUAGUUCCCGGAGUAACAAGUCUAGUGAGAAGUCAACUCAAGACCAAAACAGGGAGAAUACCCCUACAGAAAAUACAGAUAAGUUGCAGAAAGCUGCACUUGAUGCCGUUGAGGAGGUUGCACUUACUGAGGAAACUGCGCUGGAAGUUGCUAAGUGUGAUAGGAAGUGGUCGGAGUUUUCAAUCAUAGACAAUUCCUUUCCAUGUGCCCCUGAUGGCUUCAUCCCUAACUCAGUAGCACGCAUCAUGUUCACCCACCUUUUAGAAUUUCAGCUUCUAUUCAAUAAGCACAGUAUCCUUCGUCCUCAACCUCCAGUUACAGAAGCCACAGACUCGUUUGCUAUCCUUUCAAUUCCCUCAAAGUUUAGCAUCCACCCGAUUGUGGAAGAGGAAAAAGAAUCUAUUAUGGAUAUCAUCGUUACACAAGAUUCGAAGACUGGCCUCGUUUCCCCAUCACCCCGAAUGGGGGACGGUUUCUCAGCAUUGUUCAUGUCAACGACCGGAAGCACGCCCUCAGAGACCACUAUGGCAUCUACUUCACCCAUCCCUUCCUCUCAUCUUAUUGAUGUUAUCAACAACUCCAAACAAUCAGUCAAAGAGAAACGCUCAACUUUUGCGGGGAUGGCGUUAAGUGAAGCACCGUCGUACUCUUAUUCGGAAAGAGUCCCACGAUCGAAUGCUGCUCCUAGUCAAAAAUCCAUUUCAUUUGAACAGAUAAGUGCACUUACUGUGGCAUCGUCUCUAACAGAGCUGUCUGAUGCUAACACCGAGGAGGCGGUUGAGUCUAUAAGCGAAGCCAAGUUAUCUGUACCAGCUAAGAAAAGAAAAAUGUCGAUCGCUAACAGGAAAAUGUCCAAGGUUAGAAAAUCAAUGAUCAGUAAACCCAAAAAGCGAAGAGAGUCCAGAUUUGAAGGAGACGGUUUAAAGAAAAAAGGCAUGAUUGCUGAAAGGAAGUCGAGAACUGAUGCGAUGAAAGCCAUUUCAUCAGUUGCGAAUUCCAAAUCGGGCGUAUUGUCUUCAGAGUCAGAGAAUAUAAUACUGAAACCCACUGUAACCAUCACUUCAUUGCCCGAGACGGAGAGCAAGGAACAAGUUGCACUUCCAUUUAAAGAACGCUUGAAAGAAAUAAAAACUAAGUCGGACCCAAAAGAACGGCUUGUUUCACUUUCGCGAUGGGUUGAUCGAAUAAAAACUGAAUCUGAACAUUUCCUUUUUAUCAAAAACCUUGACGAGUUCCUAAACGUGGAAAAUAAGCCUCAACUUAGUAUUGAGGAAGUUAAAACCACAGAGGAAGUAGCGUUGAAACUGUAUGAAUCAGGUAAAAUCGAUGCCACCCACUACACAGAGUUACUCAAAAGUCUCAUGGAAUGCAAAAUCAGUGACUUUCAAAAGUUCAACAUUCUGUCUUCCAUAAUUAAGGUCCAUAGGAAAAACAAAGAAUCUCAUGUAAAGAAUAGUCCGGAGACAAAAGAAGUACUCAUGGACAUCCUGCCAUUCUUGGUUCACGAGGACGACGAGAUCAAGGACAAGGCAUUCAAGGAACUGUCCGAAUAUGCAGACAUAAACACCAAAGAGGAGCUUAGAGAACUGUUGAUCGGGUUACAAAUAAUGGAUAGCUCGUCGGGCCCAGACGAUAUCGAAAUAGUAUCAGGUGGAAAGAUACUUAACAUUCAAUACUGGAGGAACAAAGUUGAAAAUCCAGAACCGAGCUUAUCCAGCAAGGUAUCUGAGGAGAUACAGAUAGUAUCAGAAUUCGAGAUACAAGUGAAUCCUUCAAAUGUUAGUAAACAGCAGCCUACCAAGAUUAGCAAGCACAACCUACAAAAUCAACGAAAAUCCUCCAAAUCAAGCUCAUCUCAAAAAAAGACAUCUCGAGAUCUCCUCCGACAGAACACACCGAAAACAACUCAAACUCCCCCGGGCUCCUUGGCUGAUAUCGCGGAGGACUACAAGAGCAAAUCAGGGAGCUUAUCUACAUUCGGUCAGGACUCCACAUUUGAUCUGGAUAUGAACAUGUCUGGUGGUUACCCUGAAUCCGAGGAAGAUGCUCUGGUCAGCAUUCCCUCUAUAGACAUAAAAAGGAGAAUCAUGAACUGCACAGGUGAAGAAGUGAAGGAGAGGGGUCAGAUGAUAGGUGAACUCAGGGACAGGGGUAAGCUUUACAACUCCACUAACGACCUCAUGUUGUGGUUCCAGAAGGAUGAUGACCAGUUUUAUGAUCCUAACCGCAGAAUGGUGGGGUCCCUCCUUCCUAACGGAGAUGUGUCCAUCCCAGAUAACAUGAACCUUGUUAUAGACCGUUAUGUGGUGAAGCAAGGGAUGGAUCUGGUUAGAAAUGUUGCUAACUGUGACAACCAGGGCAGGAUAAAGAACCAGAAAGGGGAGAAUCUGGGCACAUUGACCAAGGAAGGGGAGUUUAUCAGCAAAGAUGGGAUUUUGUUUACUUGCGAAGGGUUGUAUGCUGGGAAAAUGUGUCCGGAUGGGAACAGAAUGUACGUAAACGGAGAGAUAUUUAAUAAGCAGAAUGUGUAUUGGGGCCAUGUCGGUCCUGAUAAUACCAUGAUACACCUUUCUGGAAGAAUAUUCGACUCUUCAGGUAUAAACAUUGGUAAUAUCAUGGAGUACGGCGAGAGGCUUAGUACGUGCGUACAAAAGUUCGACGCCUACGAAACAAAGGCUGACAGUGGUGUAUCAAUAGACGAUGUGUACGUGAACAGAGAAGUAAGAGACGAGAAAGGAGAAGUAUUAGGGAAGUUUAAAAACAAAGAUACAAUAAUCACAACAUGUGGUGAUAUAUUCGAUAGGAGCGGGUCCUAUUUGGGUCAGCUCUUGGCUAACGGCCACAUCAUGAUGAAGGAGGAAGCAACCAAGCUGCCACUUGAUGGUAUCAGGUCGAGCCUAGCGACCCAGUGCAGGUCCAGGGGUAUGAUCGCUAAACCCUGCUCCAGGAAGAGCAGAGUAGACCGGCUGAGGGCCGCUGUUACUGAUUAUCAGGUGACCGAGGCUAACGAGAAGAGAGCUAGGGAGAUCGGGGAGGAGUGGGGGAAGCACAGGAGUCUACCCAGCGAGGAGAGCUUGAGAUCAGAUCUGGGUUACCAGAGCGAGGAUAAGUUAGUGUUUGAUAUCACUCAAUCUGUUCCACUGCUCCCCACGAUCAACCAGAUCAAGGGACAGCGUCUCGUUAAAACCAUCACCUUCUCCCGCUCUGUUUCCUCAUUUCAAAAUAAAAAUAUCCUCAUUGAACCAAUGCCAUCUACCCUCAACGCUCACACAACAAACUGCGAUGGCAACACUCAGUUCGGCAUGCUCAAAGUCGACUGGACAACCAGGUCUAUUGACGCUCCAACCGUAGAACAGACCAAACUACCCAAACUUCAACGACCCCCUCCACCUUCCGCUGCGGUUAAAACCAAACCGAUUGCUCUAGCCUCUAGCACAGUGCCACACUUACCCAAAAUAAGACGACACCCUGUAGUACCCCACACCAGGGUAGGAUCAGGUGAUUACCUGCUGAAGACACUUUCGUCUUAUCUGAAGAAGGAACUGAAGGAGGAGAUGAGCCUGAUUAGGGGUCCUGUUGUUAAAUCUACUCUUAAUUCGGGUGGGAGUCAUAUCGUGUGCAAUAACACGCCCAUACCUAGACGAGUCUGAAUGUAAAGAGUGGGGGACAGCAGUGUUUUCGUUUGUUGAUUGUUUUUGUUUUUAUGGAGUUAUUUGUCUUC
This is a messenger RNA of Bolinopsis microptera, 6219 nucleotides long. RefSeq names its product WD repeat-containing protein 87-like. The coding region runs from base 81 to 2351 and encodes 756 amino acids. The transcript is spliced from 15 exons. Gene Ontology annotation, molecular function: protein binding. The record is from RefSeq and is a predicted model, not a curated record. NCBI's taxonomy places the organism in Eukaryota, Metazoa, Ctenophora, Tentaculata, Lobata, Bolinopsidae.